Messenger RNA from Hippocampus zosterae (dwarf seahorse), 1556 nucleotides. It is a transcript of the gene stoml3a, whose product is annotated as stomatin (EPB72)-like 3a. The record is from RefSeq and is a predicted model, not a curated record. The transcript is spliced from 7 exons. The coding region runs from base 458 to 1327 and encodes 289 amino acids. Gene Ontology annotation, cellular component: plasma membrane. NCBI's taxonomy places the organism in Eukaryota, Metazoa, Chordata, Actinopteri, Syngnathiformes, Syngnathidae.
UUAAUAUUUUUUUUUCCAUUAGAGUAGGCUAAGAUUGUUCUCUUCACUUCAACAUCCUUGACACCAAAAUCCCUCUAGAUGGCGCCACAGCACUGCUUUAAAAUUAGAAAUGGCUUUGGCUUUUGUAAAAAGGGUAAUUAACCAAGAACAAGUUUUUUUAAAAAAAAGAUGAUUAUUUGAGUGAACAGUUGAGUAUUCUUCUGCGGCAGUUUAUUCAUUGGAUCGUGUCCGAAAGGCUCACGUUACCAUUGAGAGGCGAGCACCCGUGCGCCUGCCCCGAGUGUCGAGUUACACGUCACGCAUUGAUUAUUCAGGACUCAGCAGGUGUCGCAGUCAAAGACGUGCCCCGUUGUCGUGGAGCCGUUGGCACCCGCGAGGACUGGGCCCCUCGCCGCCACAGGCCCUGCCCCAGUCAGGUACCACGCACACCCACACAAAAGGGAUCCCCCGCUCUCUAAUGAUCUCCACGACGUCCAGCACGGCCGACAUGGUGACGCAGGGUAAACUUGAGAUCAACUCCACGGACAUUGUUGAAGAUAAAACCUCAAGCCGGCUGGGAUGCUUCGGCUGGAUUUUGGUGAUCAUAUCGCUCCUCUUCAUCGGGGUCACCUUCCCGCUUACAAUCUUUAUGUGUGUCAAGAUAGUGAAAGAGUACGAACGAGCCGUCAUCUUCAGGCUGGGUCGGAUCAUCGACAGGAAAGCCAAAGGCCCCGGGCUUUUCUUCGUUAUCCCCUGCACGGAUAAUUUUGUGAAAGUCGACCUGAGGACCGUGUCCUUUGACAUCCCGCCGCAAGAGAUCCUGACGAAGGACUCUGUGACGGUGUGCGUGGACGGCGUGGUCUACUUCCGCAUCCAGUGUCCCAUCUCUUCGGUGGCCAACGUGAGCAACGCGCAUUCGUCCACACGCUUGCUGGCGCAGACCACCCUCAGGAACGCGCUGGGCACCAAGAACCUGGCCGAGCUGCUGUCCGACAGGGAGGGCAUCUCGCUCAGCAUGCAGGAAUCCUUGGACAAAGCCACGGACGCGUGGGGCAUCAAGGUGGAACGGGUGGAGAUCAAAGACGUCAAGUUACCGCAGCAGCUGCAGAGAGCCAUGGCGGCCGAGGCCGAGGCCAGUCGCGAGGCCCGGGCCAAGAUCAUCGCCGCCGAGGGCGAGAUGAAGGCGUCGCGGGCCCUGAAGGAGGCCUCGCUGGUUCUCACCGAGGCUCCGUCCGCCCUGCAGCUGCGCUACCUGCAGACGCUCAACAGCAUCGCCUCCGAGAAGAACUCCACCAUCGUCUUCCCGCUUCCCAUCGAUCUGCUGCAGAGCUUCCUGACGAGGAAGUGAGCCACUUUGCCAAUGUUAAAUAGGGGGCCCUUGAUUUAGCACCAGGCGGGGUUUCUUCUUCUUUUGAAAAACAAAUUGGCUCUUUUGAGGUCUUCCUUAACAUGCCCGAAGUUUACAAGCCUGCGUAUCCUGAUUAAAAAAUGUAAGGGUCUCCUAAAUGACAACAUAAGUGUGUAAAAUAGCACCUUGAUGGCUUUUGAAAUUCGAAAACUUUGAACAGACAAUCAAA